AUGGCAGAAGCUUCUUCCUCUUCACUGUGUGCAGCAAACGACGUGCCUGUAGUUAGGAAUAUCAGUGAGAUGGAUCAGCAUAACUAUGGCCGGCAGGGUUUAUCUCACAUCACCAUUGCUGGUUCAUUAAUGCACGGCCUUAAAGAGGUAGAGGUAUGGCUCCAGACAUUUGCUCCUGGCGUUCAUACACCAAUUCAUAGGCACUCGUGUGAGGAAAUAUUCGUGGUUGUUAAAGGGAGUGGAACUCUUUAUCUUGCCUCUAAUUCGCAUAAAAAUUAUCCCGGCAGUCCUCAGGAGUUUCCUAUUUUCCCGAACAGCACGUUUCACAUCCCUGUCAAUGAUGCUCAUCAGGGAAUAGGGAAAGGGCUUCAACUAGCUACCUCGGGUCGGAGGCAAGGGAGUUCGGAUUCCAAGUUGGGUCUGUCAAUCUGCCCGUCUUGCUUGAGGCCAAGGGAAUUUACUGACUUUGCCGACCUACUCUCUUUCCAACCGUACCUUCGAUAUGGAACUCUGACGUUUACAACUCUUUGA
This is a messenger RNA of Striga hermonthica, 531 nucleotides long. NCBI's taxonomy places the organism in Eukaryota, Viridiplantae, Streptophyta, Magnoliopsida, Lamiales, Orobanchaceae. The record is from the annotation of a GenBank genome assembly.